CUCCGCUGCUCAGCUCAACUGUCGAUCGUUGCAGACGUUUGUGUUUGUUGUUGUUCUUGAUUAGUGGUUGUGUACUGUUGAGAGUUAGACAAGGACGAAGAACGUGAUUGAAAUGGUUUUCCUAUCAACACCAUCUUUGUAACCGUCACUUUUCUGAGCGAGUUAGUUUCAAACAACAACAGAAAUGGACUCACCAUUUUUGAAUCUGUCUCUGGGCGAAAAUGCGUCAGAUAAACAAGAAAGCCGUCUCUUACUACGAUAUGCCAGCCAAAGCUCUUUGGAUGAGAGCUCUCAGAAACAUGUGCCUCGAUCUGGGACCAAAGAAAAGCCCCCAUAUCAUAACCAUCACCAUACAAACCGAGCAUUUGAAGUUAUGAAUGUCAUGCGCAGGCAAAAUCUGUUAUGUGAUGUCACACUCAUUUCGGACAAUAACUCAGAAGUAUCUGCUCACAAAAUGGUACUUGCUGCUUGCAGUCCUUAUUUUUAUGCGAUGUUCACUAGUUUUGAAGAGAGCAAAUCUGAAAGAGUUACUUUACAAGGAGUAGACUCCACUGCUUUGCAAUUGCUUGUUGAUUAUGUGUAUACCUCAGAAGUGCAUGUUACUGAAGAAAAUGUUCAGGUUCUGCUGCCCGCUGCUAAUCUUCUUCAGCUUACUGAUGUUCGAGAUGCCUGCUGUGAUUUUUUGCAAGGACAGUUGCACCCAACCAACUGCCUUGGUAUAAGAGCAUUUGCAGACUUGCAUGGCUGUUUAGAACUACUAUCUCAUGCUGACUCUUACAUUGAGCAGCAUUUCUCGGAAGUCGUAGAAUGUGAAGAGUUUUUAACACUGUCACCUCAGCAGGUUUCUAAACUCAUUUGUAGUGAUCGCCUGACUGUCCCAUCUGAAGAAAAGGUGUUUGAAUGUGUCGUGGGAUGGGUUCAUCAUGACCUAGAAACAAGACAAACCCAGUUACCCCUUCUGAUGGAACAUGUGCGCUUACCUUUGCUAUCACAGGAUUAUUUAAUGCAAAGAGUGGAAGAAGAACCAUUACUCAAAGCAAAUCUUCAGUGCAAAGACUUCUUAAUUGAAGCAUUUAAAUACCAUUUGCUCAAAGGGGAACAAAAAUUGUCAUUUAAAACCCCAAGAACAAAGCCAAGACAACCUGUUGGACUCCCCAAAGUACUACUUGUGGUUGGUGGCCAGGCUCCGAAAGCUAUUAGAAGUGUGGAGUGUUUUGAUUUCAAAGAGGAAAGGUGGUUCCAAGUUGCAGAAAUGCCAUCAAGACGUUGCAGAGCUGGUCUUUCAAUUAUUGGAGGACGAGUCUACGCCGUUGGAGGCUUCAAUGGCUCAAUGCGGGUUCGGACCGUUGAUGUUUAUGACCCUUCCACAGAUCAAUGGACCUCCUGUUCCAGUAUGGAAGCUCGCCGCUCAACACUGGGAGUAGCUGUUUUAAACAAUUGUAUCUAUGCUGUUGGGGGUUUUGAUGGUUCAACUGGCCUAAACUCAGCUGAAGUGUAUGAUUCUCGAAAAAACGAGUGGCGCCUCAUUGCACCAAUGUCUACUCGGAGAAGUAGUGUCGGUGUUGGUGUUGUAAACAGUCUAUUAUAUGCAGUUGGAGGCUAUGAUGGAGCAUCUCGUCAGUGUUUGUCAACAGUAGAAUGCUACCACCCUGACAUGGACAGCUGGUCACCAGUGCCCGAAAUGUCUGUCCGACGCUCCGGUGCGGGAGUAGGAGUACUGGAUGGAAUACUGUAUGCUGUAGGCGGCCAUGAUGGCCCACUAGUUCGCAAAAGCGUUGAAGCGUACAACCCAGAAGCUGAAACCUGGACACAGGUUGCUGACAUGGCCUAUUGCAGAAGAAACGCAGGUGUUGUUGCUCUGAAUGGUCUCUUGUAUGUAGUAGGAGGAGAUGAUGGCUCUGCCAAUUUGGCUUCAGUGGAGGUAUACAGCCCCAAAACAGACACUUGGUCUAUGCUUCCUUCAUCUAUGGGUAUUGGGAGAAGUUAUGCUGGUGUAGCAAUUAUUGAUAAGCCUAUGUGAAGUACUUGAGAUGUGAUGAAAAGUACAUCUGUACACCACUCAGUCACAAGUUUGUGCCAUGAGUUGUAAGCCAAUUGCACCGUCCAACAGCAGUAGUACUGCCAUGUUAACAUUUUCCUGUCAAGGUUGCCAUUUUUAAGUUGCAACAAAUAUUCUGUUUUUAAUUUUUGUUGUUGUGUAUUUCUUGAUCAAAUCUAGGUUUAAGGUAUGGAAUAAUUUGCCAUUUGUGGAUUUACCCAAUGUGAUCUCUGUCCAUUCACUGUACUUUACAGAAUGUGGGUCUCAUUCACUUUUUUUUUACUUUUAACUUGUUAUAUUAUCAAAUGGUUCAAAAAUUCUAGCUGUUUUAUAACACUUAUAAUACUCAUCUUGUCUACAAACAUGUCAUAAAUCUGGUAAGAACCAAAAAUAUUUUAGGCCCUAUCUGCAUUUAUUUUUGGGCCUGCCCAAGGUGGAAGCUGAGCAUGGGAUGCACCACAUGUGGUCUCUGACAACCUUUGGAAAUGUUUCCUUUUUGCUAAAUCUUGGAGACAUUCUUCAUUUGACUUUCUUAAAGCAUUUAAAAGUUUGGCUCAAUAACAACUGCAUUUAGGUAAUUUGAAACAAAUGUGACUUAGCAAAACAGCUGACCUUCCUUAGUUUAUGUUACUCGUCCUUGUAGUAACUUUUCUUUUUUACUUUAAGAUAAUUUUGUAGACUCCUCUUUGUUACAUUAAGAGAAUUUUUCCUAAUUAGUUUUUGUAGUGUUUUUUUAAAAAUCUGAAUGUCAAUGUAAGAGCUUUCAUUUAAAAAAAAAAACCCUUGAUCAAACUUUUUACUUGAAUUGUGAUAUUUCUGAAAAAAGGUACCAAUAGUUUCAAAACUGGACGAUUUUAAGAAGUAAUUGUGAAUUCAAUCAGUUUUAAGUUGACAAGUACUGUAGCAUAACCAGCAUUGUGAUAUUAUAUGAUGUGAUUUUAUAAAUUUCUACUUUUUAAUUGUUUUUUCUUCUUUUUUUCUCCUGUAAACUAAGGAUGUUUUAAGUGAGAUUCUCCCAGUGGUUUUGAAAAACUUGAAAACUAGUGACAGCAUUGUAAUGACAAUCACAAAACAUCAUGUAGAUUUCUUUCCCUGUUUAAGUCCCCUUUAUUGUGCAUAUGAAAAUAAUGAAGGCUAUCAAUUCCUGAUUUUUUUAAGGGCAACUGUAACAAACUUGCAAUUCCACAAAUACAAUAAAUUCAUCAUGGUGCCACUGAA
Molecule: messenger RNA, 3256 nt
Organism: Thrips palmi
Lineage: Eukaryota; Metazoa; Arthropoda; Insecta; Thysanoptera; Thripidae
Gene: kel
Product: ring canal kelch homolog
Exons: 12
Coding region: 185-2020 (611 amino acids)
Molecular function (GO): protein binding
Source: RefSeq, a predicted model, not a curated record